Molecule: messenger RNA, 4779 nt
Organism: Prorocentrum cordatum
Lineage: Eukaryota; Dinophyceae; Prorocentrales; Prorocentraceae
Source: the annotation of a GenBank genome assembly
AUGCGCAUCAUCUCGACGGAUAACUACGAGAGCGACGGCACAGGGACCUUGCUGGUAAGCGGCUUCCCUGACAGCAAAGAUCCGGGGCCAAAGGAGGUCAAGGUUGACAGGGUGGCUUUGUCAGAUGAGAGCAGCAACUUGCGAACUCGGUUCCAUCCACCACUCGAUGGAGAAUGCGUUUCGGAUAUUAACGCCUCGAGGUUGAAAGGCUUGGCUGGGAAAGUCCUCAAACAAACAAAGAUCGUCCUGUCGGAAGAGAAGGAAGCCGAAGUUGACAAGGUGAUUGUCGAAGACCCAGCAGAAGCGCUAAAGCAGCUUGAAUCUAAAUUUGAUGACAUGGCUAUGCUGUUAAAGUGUCCUCACGGAAAUCCUAAGACUAUCUUGGACCGUUUCCGUAAAGAGCUUACAGAGCUGCUAACGAAGCCAGGCUUUAAGACGACGUGCUACCAUGUUCUUGACAUGGCUUAUGAAGAGCAGAUGAAUGAGAGCAAGCCGAUACUGAAGGAACGGAAGAAGCUCCUAAACGAGUGGUGCAAAGUGAUGUUGCUUGCUCAGCAGGAGAACACUGCUUGGCUGUUCGAGGAGGAAAAGGAGGAAGAAGAAGAAGAAGAGAAGGAGGGAAAUAAGGAAGGGUCCGAAAAUACACCAGAAACUGACAAGCCACCAGGGGAGGAAAAGGAUGAUGCAUCACCAGAAGCAGGUGUUGAACUACCAGAUGUGAAAGAACGUAACGUUGCCCUCAAGCUUCUCAAGGACAACCCUGAUUCAUCGCACAUCCGUCUCUGCGCUAACGUAGGUGUGUUCUGCGAGGAGUUGUCGUCACUGCAGGUCUCCUCGGAGGUGAAGCAAGAGACCCGGACUUUAUUCCACGAGCUAACCGAGUUGAAGAACGAGCACGAGAUGUUGAUCCCAGAGCACAUGAAGAAGGUCAUCGCAGAUCUGAUGCAGGAUGCGCAGCCCAAGAGCACCAGCAAGGCCACACCUGAUGGGGACGAGGGCCUCGACUCCGAGAUGUGCCAAGAGCAGGAGCAGGAGCAGGAGCAGCAGAUCGAACAGGGCCCCGACACAGAGCCGGACAACCGCAAGUUCGCCGACAUGGGCGACACUUUGCAAUGGAAGGCUUCGAGCCUCCUUAACGGGCAAGACAGGAAGAAGCUCUUCAGCGACCGGACGAGUUGCCCACCAACCACUGGGGCGAAGCCCGUGGCAACGUUCCACAACAUGAAGGAUUUCACGCCCCAGGGCGGCAAGAUAUCCGGUAAGAGCAUCUGCCCCCUGAAGAUCGACACGAACCUGUACAUCAGCCCCAACUACGCCGAGAAGGAACUGAAGCAGGACGCUGCUGCAGGCGAGCUGAAGCGCCGCCUGCCGAAUGCGAGCGUGCUCCUGUACGUGAAGAACGGGAGGGAGGGCUGCUGGGCGAUCCUGAGCCUGCUCGAGGCGGAGACGCUGCGCGCGUGGAUGCUCGGCGCCGGCGCGCAGGGCGACGCCGCGGCGGCCUCCAUGGGCCUGGUCACCAGCAGCGGCACGUGGCUCACGCAGCCCGUGGGCGAGAAGGAACUGAUCGUUAGCCCCGAGGUGAGGGACCCCCUGAGCGAGGGCAGGGCGCCUCUGAGCGCAGCCGCGCCCCUGGUCUUCACCAGGGCCUUCAACUGGGAGGUCUACUACGACGAGCAGGAGCUCGUGACCCUGAUCACGGUGAUGAGGCCCACCCCGGACGAGGGCGACCGGGCGCGGUGGUUCCAGGCGGUCCGCGACGGCCGCAGGCGGGACCGCAAGGAGGCGAAGCAGACGGUGCUGGAGCAGGCCAUCAAGACCGAGGACCCGAAGAAGCUGGAGAUCAUCCGGAAGGGCAUGAAGGUGAUCCGGCUGCACGUGGAGAAGUUCCCAGACAGCGAGGCCGCCUUCAAGGAGCUCGAUGCCGACGGCAACGGUUCCCUCGACAGGCAGGAGUUCAAGCAGGCGUUCAGCGAUAGCGGCCUCGACCAGGCGGAGCUCAGCAAGAUCUUCAGCCACUUCGACGCCAACGGCGACAGGCAGCUGAACCUGCGCGAGUUCCUGCGCGCCCUCUCCAUGAAGGAGAUGUCCCCGAAGGAGCGCGUGAGGCGGCAGAUGGCGGAGCACGGCGCCGCCACGAGCAGCGGGGCCAGGAGGGCCGCGGUCGCCGAGAGGGACGACAGCAGCGCCACGGCCAUCAAGCUGCUGGGCCACAAGGUGGUGGCGAGGAAGGCGCAGCGCGGCCUUGGCGCGCUCGCGGCCGUGAGCGAGGAAUGCGUGGCCGGGGAGUUCCAGGUCGUCUGCGGUGCUUCCGCAUGCUUCAUCGGCAGUCGCGUGAUCUCCUGCGCCGUCGGGGGUGUCGUCUCCGUCGCGCCCUCGGGGAUUCAGCUGCGGCAGAAGGAUCGCAUGGCGGCCUUCUUCGAGGUGACGUUGAUGGAAGGACCCCCUGGUUCCGCGUGCUCGGUGGGCAUUGCGACGCCCAAGUUCGCGGUGGAAGAGAAGGUGCAGCGCAUUGGCGACGACCAGCACUCGUUUGGCGUGUGUGGCUUCGGGCGCACACCAGCGAAGCUGCAGAAUGGGAGCUCCGAGAUAUUCGACGCUCCCCCGUGGUCCCCAGGCACCGUAUUGGGAGUCUUGGUUGAUCUCUCGAACGAUCAGAAGACCGUUCUCCGGUACUUCGUCAACGGAGUGGAGCUGCGAGAGGCUGAGUUCAGCAGUAUCGAUUUGGGUGGGGAGGAGUACGUGUGCCCAGUCUUCACCGUCGAGUUCGGGGCAAAGUUGUACGUCAAUUGGGGUGACCAGACGCUGCGGUAUAGGCCGCCGACUCUGGACCAACAAGUCUUGACGGUCCACCAGGUGAUAAGCCUGGAGAAGGACGCUCAGGUACGCGAGAAGGACGGCAAAGAGAAUACCGGUAAGAUGCGGAUCGCUGAGGCAAGGAACAACCCAGACUACUGGGCUCAUUUACAGAAGUUUCACGUCGAGGAGGAGUCCGAAGGGAACAUCGCCGUCCGAGUUGAGCUCGCUUACUCCUGGCUGCCCGUCUACCCAGAGCCGUUCUUCCUCCACGGCAUGCUGCUCACCACGGGCAAAUGGUACUACGAGGUGGAGGUCACGGCGCUCACCUCGCGGUUCUUCAAGCUGACCGCGGGCUUCGCAGACCCUCGGUGUGACGGGAAGCCGGAGAGUUGCUACUCCCACUUCUCGGUGGGCAGUACCGAGGGCGGUUGGGGCCUCGACGUGGCCGACACGGAGCUCGCAGGAGACGGCGAGGAGGCCUCCUUCCUCCACAUGGAGGGGAACGACUACGAGGGCCAGAAGGGCGACGUCUACGGCUUCGAGGCCAACCUCGAGGAGGGCUCGAUCACCGUCCACUACCGCGGCGUGAGCGACCCGCCGCCGCGUCUGGGCACGGCGUUCGUCAAGGUCCCCUUCCAGGGGGGGCUGCGCCCGAUGGUCGGCGUGGGCAGGGGGCUGGCCGAGGUGAAGAUCCGGCUGGACCCUCCGGCGCGCCACGUCCCCGAGGGCGCCAGGCCCGUGAUGGACUACGUGCGGCUGGCGCGGCAGGACCCGCUGCGCUCGCCCGGAAGUACAGUCUCGCCCUGCCGCGCUCGUCGCCGCGGCAGGCUCCGGGGGGCCGCUCGGCCCGCUGGAGGGGCCCCGGACGAGGUCAUGAGAAUUCCCGUUGGCAGGGAAUACGCGUGGCUGGAGGGCCCUGGCGCCCCCCUGGUGGGCUUCGAGCCCAGGCCGGCGGCGCAGGAGCCCGAGCCAGAGGACGAGCAGGGCGUCGGGCCGGAGGGCGCGGGGGAGGCCGACGAGCCAGCGCGCAGGGUCAGGAUCGCAGAGCCGGAGCCUCAGGCGGCGGGUUCCUCGGAAGCGCCGGCGCCGAGUGCCCCCCUGGUGAGCCACAAGGGCUUCAACGUCGUGGCGCUCAAGCACCGGCCCGUCGUUCGUGGGACCAGACCUUGCUUCAGCGGCAAUUUCUAUUACGAGGUGAAGAUUUGCCGCAUAUUCGCCCGCACCCCCAGCGAGCUCGCCCAGAUGCUCUACUUCCAGAGGGACCUUGACGAGCAGGAGGUGGCGAAGAGGGGGGGGCCGGCAUCGAUCGGGUGGAGCACCCCGACGUUCUCCGGAGACCACCUGAUGAAGGGUGUCGGCGACGACCGCUUCUCCUGGGGCUACGAGGGCAGCAACCCGAAGAUGCCCGGCUACGGCGUCAUAAAGUUCAACGGCAAGCGUUUUGGGCCAAGGCCAGAGAAUCCUCUUCCGAAGUGGGAAGAGAGAUGUGUCAUCGGCGUCGCGUGCUCCAUCACCGAGAGCAAGGCUGUAAUGCGUUGGACGCUGGACGGCAAGCUUCUGAACGAGGCGGAGGAGGAGGUCGACCUGUCGGUCUACGCGGAGCCUGGCCUCGUGCCCGCGAUUUCGAUGCACGAUGGUCUCCAGGUGCAGGUCAACCUUGGUCCGAACUUCUGGUGUGGCAAGAAGGCUGGCAGCAGCCUGGUUAUCCCGUGGGAGAACUGCGGCCAGCUCUACAAACCCGUCAGCGCGAUCAAGGCAGACGACACCAUCGGCAUGAUGACGCCGCCGUCCAGGGGCCUUCACGCGAAGGGCCUGACGAACCCCCACGUGCCCGACGACGAGGACCAGAAGGGGCGCGCCGACCUGGACGUCGAUGCGCUGCCAACUCUCCGGCCGAGCGUCGAGCAGAUCAUCCUGUGGGCGGGGAGAGAAGAAAAGGCCUGGGGCUCGCAGACCUUCGCGGAGCACCGCGAGAACGGGAAG